Erythranthe guttata (spotted monkey flower) is the source of this 2181-nucleotide messenger RNA. RefSeq lists its product as uncharacterized. Lineage: Eukaryota; Viridiplantae; Streptophyta; Magnoliopsida; Lamiales; Phrymaceae. The record is from RefSeq and is a predicted model, not a curated record.
AUGCCGGGAGAAGAAGCUUUCUCUGCAGAUGUGGAGAAGCAUCUCGAGGCGCCGAUGCCGUGGAUCGGCGUGUACGUAGCUGCAGCUUCUCUGAUUUGCACGCUUGCAAUGGCUGCCGAUACUUUCCACGGGCUCCGAAGCAAGAAGCACUGGUUCCGCAGCAAGUACUUCACGCUCAACGCCACUUCUCUAACGUUACUAGCCGUUUCGAUGAAGCUGCCGGUUGAUCUCACGACGCGGAUGUACGCGUUUACCGAUCGGCUCGCGAAGAUCAGCAGCCUCGCGCUCAUGUCAACUGCUAUGGCGAAUUUCAUGACGUGUUUGGGGACAAUGGAUGAGAGAGAAAUGGUGAUGAACGUAACCGCUUUAGCCAUUCUUGUAGUAACUGUCGUGGUAAACGUAUGUGUUCAAAUUAUACAAGUGAGGCAGUUUCUCGGCGGUAGGAAGAUGUUUGCCGAAGAAAUCGCGGCGGCUUUCUUCAUGCUCGUUUCUCUUGUUAUGGUCGUGUCGUCGGCUGUCAUGGUGCCGACAACGAAAAGAUACCUGGAAACAAAGUACUAUGAGAUGCUGAAAUUGGCUACCGACGAACAGAUGAUCGUGGAUUCCGAGGAGCAAAGUUUCACGUUCGACAAACUGCGGCUUAUGAUUCAGAAAUACUGGGUGAUGGCAGAAACCAGCAGCCCGCAGUUCGUGAUUGCUCGGUCGCCGACGUGCACUGUUUCGGGCGUUGUUUCUCUGCUGACCGCUCUGGUUUUAGUACAAGCCGAGAUUCGAAUGGUGAUGGUGGAGAAAACAAUCGAUAAAAGCGCUUCCAAAUACGGGUGGUCGAUUAAGUGGAUCGUUCUUGCUCAGACGAUCGGGGUGGCAGUUGGUGCUAUUGCUCCCGCUUUCAGAUGCUACACUGCAAUAAAGUUCAGAUGGUCGGAGAAAGGCGGGAAAAGCUUUAAGGAUGAAUUCAAAGUCGAUGCUUAUUGGACACAGAGGCUGGUGGAGUGGAAAGAGAGCUCUUUACCGUUGCAGAUUAGAAACCGCAAGUGGAGAAGAGUUCUCCAUAAAACGAAAGGACUGAUUUUGAGUUUUCUUGUCGGGGUUCAGAUACUGAUUGUAGUAUGCUGCAAAGGCGUUCGGUUCGUAACUUUCAUCAUCACAAGUCCUAUCUUUUCGUGUUGCUACGGAAUCGACAAAUUGAAGCACACGCUCACCUCCAGCCCGUCACGCGUUCAUGGGAUCUCUGAAUUAGAAACACGAACGGAGAUAGAUUUUACCCGUUACGUUUUGCUACUCGAAGGUGAGGCGGAGCUACCUCAGAAGAUCCAAACAAGCAUCUGCGGUGAAGUCGACAAACUGAUUCAGAGAGGUAAGAAGCAGCAACCCAAGAAUCUUUUAAGCCUUCUGCACAAAGUCGGCAACUUCGGAGGGUUGAAAGAAGUCGACAGAAACCAAGUCCCGAGCCUGCACUCUCAAGAACCACCAAAGUGCUGGUCUUUACCUCUGGUGACGUUGACAAGUAUCGCCAUUGCACUUCCUAAUAUUCCGAAGAAAAAGAUUAACUGGCUGAUACAGAGCGUCGACGAAGGCCUCUUCUACGUGAAACUUAUCGAGAAAAACCUGGAUAAAAAGGGCAAGUUAGUAAACAGCAGAAACGGAGCAGAUGUCAUUUGGGUAGGAGUUGAGCUGUACCGUAAAUGGCAAGGGAAGGAUCUCCACGAAACAUCUCUCAAAUACAAAAACUCGAAAGAGACGCUACAAGAGCUAUCAAACAACGCCGAAAAAACCUUACUUGAUUUCAAUCGAGACAGAAAAGAUUUCUUGAUGGAGAACCCCCAAAACUGGCCGGUUAAAGUCAUAGCUGCGAACUCUAUGUAUCGGGUCUGCCAGAGGCUUCUGAUAGCGUAUCAAAGCGAUUAUCUCCGAGCAGACGAGGGAUUGUUCGACCAGCUGUCGAAUAUGAUUGCGAAUAUAAUGGCGGCUUGCCUUACCAAUCUAAUGCGCGUCAUAAUCAUGAAGUGCCACCACAAAUCGAUAAAAGAGAAGGAGAAGUUUGUGCGUCAAGCGGCUCUCUUGUUGGGUGAAACUGAAGAAAUUCUUGAAACGCUUCACCAGCACAGAUCUACAAGGCAGGAUCCUGAUGAGACGGAGUUUAUCGAUAAAUGGUGUAACUUAAUGAAGAGGAAAGUUUAG